Phlebotomus papatasi is the source of this 1409-nucleotide messenger RNA. RefSeq lists its product as uncharacterized. The coding region runs from base 103 to 1329 and encodes 408 amino acids. Gene Ontology annotation, molecular function: sequence-specific DNA binding. The transcript has a single exon. NCBI's taxonomy places the organism in Eukaryota, Metazoa, Arthropoda, Insecta, Diptera, Psychodidae. The record is from RefSeq and is a predicted model, not a curated record.
AAAUGGCGGUUUGAGGAUCGAAAAGUGAGAAAUGUCAACAGUGCAUCAGUGAAAAAAGUUGUUUACAAAUUCAAUUUUGUGCAAUUUUCUCAAUUUUCCGCAAUGGGAGGCUGUCGAUGUGCAUUUCAGACAUGUGAAAAUAACAGUGCCAACUCCCCCAAUAUGCACUUUUUCCAUUUUCCCGCCAAAAAGAUGGAAUUGUGCAAAACAUGGGCAAAAUUCGCCAAUCGAAUUGACUUCCUGAGCUUGCCCCUGGACAAAUUGAAGAACAAAGUAGUCUGCCAGAGCCAUUUCAAGAAGAACUGCUUCAUGAAUUAUCUGCAGAACAGCCUUGUGAAAACUGCCUAUCCCACCUUGAUGCGCUUCGGGGAUGUGGUGAUAGACCUGGAGAGCGAUAGUUCGGAUGAUAUUCAGGCGAAGCUUCAGGCCAAGGGGCUGUAUUCGGUGGAUCUGCAUGUUCCAGAUGAGAUGCUGGACAAGGAUGCUGAAGGGACGCAGGAUACCUUUGUCAUUGACAUGCUGCAGAGCAAUGAGGAGGACAUUAAUGUGGCGCCGGGUGAGAAUCUCAUGAUUUCCGGAGUGGCCAGAGCACCAAGCAGUCAGCCGAACUUUAUAUUUGAGGUCCUGGAGGACAAACGCAUUUCGCCGAAGAAGGACAUGAAGGAAGUUAAGGAGCCCACGAUACUCAAUGCCACGUACAACAAAGUCAUCCGGGCGAAGGGACCAACGCAGAAUGUCGGCUGUGUCACAAAGAGAACUCCCCGGAAAGCUGUUGUUCUCUCCGAAGUGGCCCUAACACCGCGCCAGGAAGUGCUGAAGGAGUCAAAAUCCAAGCAGGAGGCCAUGCGUCCGGACACAACGGAAACCAUUGAACUGGUCCACGAGGAACUCAUGCAGCAGCAGCCAAUGGAAACUGAGGACAAUGCAAAGGACCAAGCUCUGGAAUCCAUGGCAAAAGAGAUAGGAGACCUCAAGCAAAUGGUCCUCGAGACCAUGACAACGCUCAAAGCCCAAUCUCCAGUGACUUCUGCCCAGAAGAAUCCUCCCGCGAGCGAAAGCAGCAGCGCAGGAAAUGGCGGAAAAGUCGAGAAGAACAUGAACAAGUUGCAGCUCUUCAAUGCCAUCAAACGCUACCUCAAUCCCUCGAUGGUUGCCCUGCUGCGAAUGGAGAUGUUCGGAGGGAUGGAUCGCGAGUGGAAGGAUGACGAGAAGGAAUUCUCCGUGGAGUUGUACAAUCUGGGACUCAAUGUCUACGAAUUCAUGCGCGACGAAUGGAGAUUUCGCCUUCCUCCUGAGAAAACCGUCAAGGAAUGGGCCAACGAAAUGUAAUUACGAACUCUCUGAUUAUAUUCAAAUCUUUUUAUUUAAAUUGAUAAUAAAAAUGUGCGUCUGUGUAUUAGAUAAAAAAA